UAGCAUAGAUAAACAGUCUAGUCAGCCAAUGUACCCCCCACCCUUGUUUUCUCGUUCUUUAAAAUCCGCACGUAGCCUAUACCGUAGGGCAGGGUAGUGGAUUUGAGAUUUGAGACGUGAGAAUGUCUCGCGGCUCCAGUGGAUGACGUAGUUACGUUUUUAGUAUACAGAAAGUUUUGGUGCCCAGAUUUCUUGCCAAGAAACAUGGAGUCUAAAAAAUCGUAUCGCUUUCCUCUUUUGUACCAAGUUAUUGUUUUAACGCUUUUCUAUGGACGCUGUUUUGCAGGUGACUGCCCUGCUGAUGGACGCACAUGGGUUCCUUUUGAACAGAGCUGCUACCAUUUUGUCCAUGGAGAAGAAAACGUUGCAAAAAGCUACACAUUGCAGAGUGCAAAGGAUAUCUGUCUGGGAUUUGGGCUCCUGACUGUAAAGAGUGCAGAAGUUAAUAACUUCAUUGUAAAGUAUAGUCCCCACGUUUGGAAAGACAAUGUUCAUGUGUGGCUGGACAUGAGUUUCAACAUGGACGAUGACAGUUUGGUGUGGCACGAUAACACGCGGGUGACGUUCGUGAACUGGGACAGCGAUGCCCCCAGCCUGGCCAGAGCAGACGUCUGCGCAGCCCUGAACGUCACCACGGGGAAGUGGAAGCACGUCAGCUGUGCGGAGGAGCGCGAGAACGGGGUGGUCUGCGAAGCGGCCCAGAAAACAGAAGAACAAAAUUCCAAUCACAAUCCCCUGCUCACAGCCCUGGUGGUCCUGAGCGUGCUCAUCAUCGUGGGGGUCUCUGCCAUCCUCUGGUGCGUGCAUCAGAGGCACAACUUCGGCUCCGUGUUCACAGCCUUCGAGUACCACCCCCCGUUCCGGUCCCCCACCGCCGACGAGGCGGCCCUGGUGGACUCCGAGGAGACGGAGGACAUGGCGUAACGCCCGCGGCCUGGCCCAGAGCAGGUCGGCCAUUCGGCCCCAUCACAGGACGUGUGGGCUUAGGGUUUCAGCACCGCUUAUGCCGUUGAAAAUGUCAUUCCCUAUUGGGCGUGGGUGUACUAAAGGUGAUUGUUUAUAAUUGAGGAAAGUAAACCUCUCCUUUGAGAGAGGUAGUGGACAGUGAUUGCCCUCCCCCUAGUCUCUGUUGCCUUGGUUUUGCUGGUGUUCUUUUGGCUGCGCUGUGUUGACUACUAUGACUUUUGUAUCUUGGGUUUUAUGUUCUGGUUUUAAGAUCAGUAGGCAAUGCAUGUACAUUGCAUUUCUCAAUAUGCAUUUCUCCAGUUUUCUUUUUCCGGGUGACACUGACUACAGUGGCUUAUCACACUACUUUCUGGGGAGCAGGCUGACUUGUGAUUUGCAUAAAAAGCACAAAGGGGUCACAAGAAUAAACGCAUGUUAGUUUUGUUUUUACACAGUAUCAGGUAAUGUACCUUUUCUCUCAUUUUAACAACUCAAAUCCUUCCACAAAUCACACGGCUGGACCAAUCUUCCUGCAUUUCCAUUGGCUGGGUCAGGAAAUUAGUUAUGUAUCAGUAUUGCAAAUCAGACUCAGUUAAUAUUUGAAAUUAUCUUUAUAUACGUGCUAAGGUGUCCGUAGAGAUGCUUGUUUGCAAAGUAUGAUUAUGGCUUGGUGCUUUGCAGUGAUUAUUUUCCUCCACAAUAUUUAAUGUGUAUAUUAUACAAGGAAAACUGAAAAGGCUGGACUCAGAACUAAGGAUCUUUUUCCAUUUUUAUAUGUGGUUUUGGUCAGAAUAUUGGGGAUUUAGCAUGAACAUCAAAGCAAAUUUUAGAAUUGCUGUCUGUGUGUACCUUGAAUAGGAAUAGGACGUUUUUAUUCCGUGAGGUGCAUUAUCUGGCUUGGCAGUCCUCUUUGGGGUUUUGUCUCUGCUGGUUUUGGUGUCUGAAGUUUCAGUAUUAAUUCAUUGAAUGGGAGAGGGGCCGUAAUGAUUUUGGCAAACAGUGUGGAACUAAAGUUUGUAAGUAUUAAUUGUAUUGCCAUGCAUUGUAUGCACUUUACACACUGAGCUAUACUAAUGUGUAUGCAUUGAUAAUCUUUUGAGCUUGACAGAAAUGAAUGUUCUUAAAAAUGCAUGCAUCGUGUGUUUUUGAGGUGUUGCUUUCCUAAAUGCAUAACCGCUUCUUAAAUCACGUUUUUUAAAUUUACACCAAACUGCAAAUAAAUGACUUUAAAAUAA
Messenger RNA from Conger conger (European conger), 2180 nucleotides. RefSeq names its product CD302 molecule (gene cd302). The coding region runs from base 205 to 924 and encodes 239 amino acids. Gene Ontology annotation, molecular function: signaling receptor activity. The transcript has 6 exons. Lineage: Eukaryota; Metazoa; Chordata; Actinopteri; Anguilliformes; Congridae. The record is from RefSeq and is a predicted model, not a curated record.